AUGGCGGCGGACAUCGCCUCCCUGCAAAGGAAGCUCGCCGAGCACGCGGACGUCAUACGCCAAGGCCGGGCGCUGGCCGACAAGGUCGUGGCAGCACCGGACGCAGGCACCCCGCAGGUCCAGGCCGCGCAAAACUUCAAAGAGCUGUCCGACAAUGUGGCCAACGCUCGCGGGGACAACCGCGGGAAGAAGAGGUCGCCCAAAGGCCAGGCCGCCGCUGCGCGGGGACGGCGGCUCGGCAGAGGAGGGUCGAAGGCUCCAUCGCCGCCUUCCUCGUCGGAAAGCAUGGGUUCUCGAGAGGAGCCAGCGACGAAGGGGGUGGAGGUCUCUGACAGUGCUGUUGCUCAAGACCGGUCGCAAGACAACAACGGGGCUAGAAAUCAACAACAACCGGGAGGGAACGGCAACGGCACUCGAGACGAUGCCGUUGAACAAUCUGAUGUCACGGGGAUGGGUCAACGGCAAGAUGGUGCUCCCGGCGAUACCUCAGCGGUGGAGGAAACCCUGGCGGGAAACGCACUAGACGGGGAAACAGUCCCCACUCGCCCGCCGCUGCAAGGCGCCGCUUCCACCUCCGAGCCUCAAGAUGGAAACGAGAUUUCUCACCCUGGGCCGCCAAGCUCGACAACGGGCCACACGCAACAAGAAGAAGAUUCUGGUCUGGUCGACCUCGAGGGAUCGGGAAUCACAGGUUCCUCGCCGAAUGAAACUGAACAAUAUGACCAAGAGCGAGAAGAAGAGCAGCUUCAGCCUUGGCCAGAGCAGCACGAAGAAGUUCCGGAGGAAGACGAGCUGUCUUUAUCGAUGGUGGAAGAGGCCGGGGAAGCGGCGGAGGCGGGCUUUCUGGAGGGAAUACAAGAAGAGGCGGCGGAGCCAAAGCGGGGGGCGGACGGCGGUGAUGGUGAUGCCGGAGUGGUUCACCAACCUGGUCCUGCAGCAACGGCUGCAAUCGACUUCGUUCCGACAGAGAGGUCACUCGCUGCUUACUGCCAGGCGGCGGCACGGUGCAAGCUGGCUGUCGAGGCGUUCGAGGCCUGCUUCUCCUCCGAUUCUCCGUCCGAGCUAGACUCUGACUCCGGGGAUGAUGAAGUCGCGUCAAAAGAAAAGGACAAUCAUAAACAGCGACUGGUCGAACGCUACGCGGAUCUGACAGACGCCAUGAUGGAUUGGGGCGUAGAGGCGGCCCAAGCUCUAUUGGUAGAGGUGACCAAGACCGCAGCCAAGCACCGGACGAUCUCGGCGUGGACGAACGCGGUGCUGGAACCCGGCAGAGACAACAGCAGCAAGCGCGGUGGCGGUCUCAAGGAGUCGCAGCAAGCGAGGCAGGACAGGGCGACGCUGCUUCAGGCCGAGAAGGCCGUGCUCCACGAGGUUGUUGAGGCGCUCGGAGGGUGGGAGGCAGCGGUUUUCCUGGACUCUGGCGUGGCCAACCUAGAUGUUGACGUGGCCGCUUGGCCUAUCGAAGAUCAAUUGGCCAUAUUGACGGCCCUCAACGAUCAUUUGCGCGACGAGCUGGAGGAGAAGGAGACGAGGCACGACCAGGCCGUUGGUGAUAUCCUCGGCCGGUUCCACGCAGCGCAGAAGGAGCUGGAGCAGCUACGUUCGGAACGGGAGUUGCAUUUGUCGACGGUCAAGUCUCCCGAGGCAACCCCAGAGGCCGCCGCCCAACGCUUGGUGGUGGUGGAGGGGAAUGAACCCUCGAAGGUGUCGUCGACGACGACGAUGGAACGAGAGCGCGCCGAUGCGGAGAGCGCAACGGGCCCCGUUCGCGGCGGCCGAGGAAUCAACGCGAGAGGCAAACCAGGAGCUGCAGAUGAAGUUGACAAUGUCCAUCGCCAGGCUGAGGAGGGUGAAGGAAGACCUGCGAUUGGCAACGGAGAGCCGCCUCAGCCCAAGCACCCGCCAACAACGCCGCAACCGCGCGCCAUCAAGAAAGCCAAGGGUCUCGACCUAAUCGCUCAGGCAGACCUAGCGGAACGCCUCGAGCGGGAGAGGGAAGAGGCCCGCCUCCGGGCGGGGUACCCGCUGGCGUCGCUGGCGCUGGAGAGGCAAGCCGUCGCCGACCUGCGAGCAGCCCUGACCAAGACUGUGUGCGUCGUGCUGGAGCUCUGCCAGCACCAGCCGGAGCCGCCCGCCGCCGCCGCCGCCGCCGCCGCGGCUCCGGCUUCUUCCACGGGCGAGGAGGCGUCGCCCACGACGGGGGGACCAUCGUGGUGGGAGCGUGACCCCCGGGCGAAGGCGGCGAGGGGGCCUCCGUCGACUCUCGUGCAGAUGGUCUGCAGCGGGGAGGACGCGGGCGUGCGCUGCGCCACCUCCGAGUACAAGCUGAGCACCGGCAUGGCGGCGGCCAGUCGCUGCUCUACCGCCGUCAGCUAUUGCGGCGGCGGUCUCUCGAACGUCAUAAUGGACGACGGACGCAGCAACGGAGACACCGCCGCCGCCAGCAACCACAACGACAAGCCCGCGGCCGCCAGCGGCCAACGCUUUGAACCACCCCCGCUGCUGCUGAUGCCACAACCACAGCCGCAACAAACACCACUGGAGGCGGAGGCAACAACGGAGACCAGAGAGACCUCUGGAUCUACCACUAGUAGUGGCAGUAGUUCGAAGUUCCGAGAUAUGGCAAAAACGGUGUCAGAGUCGGGCACCAUGGCCCGGACCAUUCUUUCGGGCUUCACCAAAUCCCAGCGAAAACCCAAAGGCGAGCUUCUCGUUCCUCCGACGGAGGAACCGCCCGUCUUUCAGGGUCCGCCGACGAACCCGCGGGAGGCUCUUUCGGCGGCCCGUGCCGCCACGGCGGGGGUUAGAUCGUUUUCGGCAGGGAUCAAGGUCGAUGUCGGCGGACGUGGGAACGGUGGCACGGAAGCGGAAGCUGGUCGGAUGCCGUGGGCGUCCGGCGGUGGUGCCGGCGGGGGAAGCAGCGACAGCGGAAGCGACUGGGGGACUCAAACGGCGGCGCCAACGGGGGGAGCUUCGACAGGCGGCAGCGGGGGCGCAGGGGUGGUCGACACGUCGGCGUCAGCGAGAAUUGUUAACGCGCUUCGGGAAGACACCUUGUGGGCGGAGUCUCUGCCAGACUUCAUUAGCAAGACAAUGGAGGCGCAGAAGGGUGGCUUCGGUCGGCAGGUUGCCCUCAAGGAACGAGAGAUUGUGAUCCUCACCGAAGAACAGCGCGAACUCAAGCGCGACCUGCGGAAUUUCAAGGCGGACUACUAUAGCGCGGACGCCGAAGACGUCAUUCGAGCGUUGAGGAAGAGGCAGCGCGGGCUCAAUGACCAGGUGAGGUACCUCGAGCGGCAGCUCGAACUUGCACAGCAGUCUUCGCAUGUGGAGGGCGGCGCCAUCGAGGUGCUCGAGGGGCUCCUCCGUCAGAGGGACACAGACAAGCAGCUGGUCCACGGCUUGGGUCUCAAGAGUCUGGAAAUUGGGCUCAAGAUUGGGCUGCUGGAGACAGACGCCGGUAGCAAGACAGUGGAGGUGAGCCGCAUGGGCCAGAAGGAGCAGCAAGCCGUGGCUCACCUCAAGGGGCGCUUGGUAAAGGAACGGGGGAUUGUCGACGCCAGAAGAAAGACGGUAGAGGCUGAGUUGGAGCGCUCUCUUCCACACGGCAUGCGCGCGUUCGAACGAGUCAGCCGGACGAUCCAACGCCUCUGCAACGGGUAUACCUCUCUCCCCGGGCUGGUCGAGUGGGGCCGCCUGACCGCCGCUCGCCUUGAGACGACGACAACUGCGGUCGGGGACAGACGCGGUCUCGGAGGGGAUGGGAGCUGGGGUGGGAGGGUGGACGGCACCGCUAUCGCUACAGCUAACCACAGACCGGCUUAUGGCGGCGGCGGCGGCGGCGGCGGAAGGCGCGAUCGCCGUUCGGUCAAUGAUCGGGUGGCAGAAGGACAAGGACCCUGGUCAGUAGCCGGGUUGUGCGACAGCAGGGACUUUGCGGCUCCCUCGUCCGCCCACUUUGACGGCGCUGGGUCUCUCUCGGAGAGAGGCGUGUUUGACUUCGGCGCGCGGGCAUCAGCAACCACUGCCGCAUCGUCUCUCUGGUCUGGUCCCUCCACUGCCUCCACCGCGUCGCUCCCCGGUCGGCCGCGCAACACCAUGUUCCCCUCCUCGAGCCACUCCACAAAGGAGACCACUCACUACUUCCCCAAGAAGACCAGCGGGGUGGGAGGGCGUCACGAUCAAGAACGUCGCGCUGAGGGCACUCGAUAUUCCCUCAAGACGGCGGGGGCUGCCAACUCCGGCGGUCAAAGAGGCGGUGGGAUUUUUUGUGAUGCCGACUACGGUGGUGGUGGCGGCGGCGGCGGCGGCAGCGUUUCGUCAGGCUUGGCCGGUUUUCACGGUGGAGGUGGUAAAGGCGGCAGCAGCGUUGCAAGUUUGCUGCGUGAGGAGAGGGCGUUCCAGCGGAGAACUGGUGCACAUCAAGGAUCGCGAGAAACAGAAGAGGGACUAGCUCGAGGGCAUGCCGACACGUCCCGUUCACUAAACCGCCACCACGGAGGCAGCGUUCCUUCGCUGGUGCCCCUGAAUAACGUGGGGCUGCCGGUCCGCCUUCGUCAACAGCCUCGAAGAGCCCAAGGGUUACAGGCGGCUAGAUGA
Ectocarpus siliculosus is the source of this 4599-nucleotide messenger RNA. Lineage: Eukaryota; Phaeophyceae; Ectocarpales; Ectocarpaceae. The record is from the annotation of a GenBank genome assembly.